This is a messenger RNA of Lytechinus variegatus (green sea urchin), 1942 nucleotides long. RefSeq names its product prostaglandin E2 receptor EP2 subtype-like. Gene Ontology annotation, cellular component: plasma membrane. NCBI's taxonomy places the organism in Eukaryota, Metazoa, Echinodermata, Echinoidea, Temnopleuroida, Toxopneustidae. The record is from RefSeq and is a predicted model, not a curated record. Gene Ontology annotation, biological process: inflammatory response; adenylate cyclase-activating G protein-coupled receptor signaling pathway; positive regulation of cytosolic calcium ion concentration. Bases 464 to 1585 code for a protein of 373 amino acids. Gene Ontology annotation, molecular function: G protein-coupled receptor activity. The transcript is spliced from 5 exons.
AAAAAGUAACUUGUUUGAUGUACGAGUGGUCGACUUUACCAUGACAACACUAUUCUGAAUAGCAUAGCUCGGAAGCUAAUCAAUUCAAGAUAAAAUCAUAAUGCUUUAUGAAAGCGGGGAACGUAUAUUCUCAGGAGAGUAUGAUGACUGAUGAGAUAGUGAUUCCAAUAAAAGAAACUCAUGCUACUGUAAACGUGCAAGAUCUAUCUCCUCUAAGUUUUCUCUCCAUCUACGCGUUUACUCUCCAAGAAAAAAAAAACUGCGCUUCCUCGAGAAAGCUCUCUUCAUCCACACUGGCCCAUCUCCGACAAUAUUCGUUCGAACCAUUCUCGGAGGCCUGUAAUUCUCCAGGGGGAGCUGCCUCUCUACAUUAUAGCCUGCCUGUAUAUUCCCCAGGCGGAGCUGCGUCUCCUAGAUUUUGAAGGAUACCGUUUCAAAAGAUUAUUGUUGGGAAGACAAGAUCAUGACGGCUAUAUCUACAUACACUUCAUCGAUGCUACCGACAUGGACGAGUGAUAUUGUACUAACGACAUCCUACGACGAAAGGCCAUCCGACAGCGACGACUUCCUAGGAGAUUCCACCAUGAUACCGACAAUCAACGCAACGACGACCCAGAGUCCACCUCUUUUAAUAAAGGACAAUGCGGGUAAAAUCCAGACGUAUACCAUCGUCGCCCUCGGGAUCCUACUCAACUUCAUCACCCUAGUCAUGUACACAAAGACCGGUUGCAGCCGACGUCGACGAACCACGCCUAUCAUGUUGAUCACCGCACUCGCCUGGAUCGACUCGCUCGCUAUCCUGUCGUACCUCGGUCGUACCGGUCUCAAACCGGUCCUUCACCGAGACAAACCGCGGAUCUACUGCAACAUAUUCGGUUUCAUCACGAACUUCUACCCGUUUGCUUCGGGUUUCGUGGUGACGCUCAUGUCGGUGGAACGAUACACGGCUCUGGUCACGCCUUACAGGUAUCACAAGAUAUUUACGCACUGCCGUACCGGUGGCGCCGUGGUGUUCUUGAUGCUUGCCGCAGCUUUCAUCGGAGCUCUCCCGCUUUUCGGCAUUGGAUCAUAUGAAAGGGUACCCUUCCAUGGCCUUCUCAUGUGCAAGUUAUUUUGGAAGCCUGGAGAUUCGUUGCUGAGCAACGUACAAUUUGCUAUCUACAUCACGAGUGGGUGGGGCUUGUUGCUAACGGUGAUUGCUUGCAACGGGAGUGUCAUUGCAGAACUUGUCAAAAUGCGUCGAAAGAUCACUGCCAUGUACCCAGGUCUUAAGGGAUAUACAGGGGUUGAGGUUAGGUUUGUGAAAACCACCCUCCUCGUCACCAUAGUGUUCAUAGCGUGCUGGCUUCCUUGGAUGAUUUAUAUCACAUACACCCGAAUCGGUCUAAGGGGGAAAAUGUGGAGUGACCUAAUCUCACAUAGAUUCCUAUUGGCGAACCACACUCUAGACCCAGUAGUAUUUUUGCUAACUCAAAAAUCGACCCCGACUCGACUGCGGAGGAUCUUUCGUUGCUUUCGACGCAUGAGCGGCAAAAUUGACCCGAAAAAAUCGACAACAUGUACGUCUAUUUCAGAAAAAGUUUAAGGUACAAGCAAUGGUAUAUUUGCUUAUUUUUCUCAAAAUAAGCUAUCACCCACCCACCCCCCCCCAAAAAAAAAAAAUAUAUCGGGGUGUACUAUUUAUAGUGGUGUUUCAUUUCGUAUUUUCGUUAAACAAGACAAAACAAACAUUUAUAUGAAUAAAAAAAGAACAAUUCAACAAAAUUACUGGAGUUCUUAUCGAAAUUGGAUGUAGAGUAAAAAAGUUCCAACAUCAAUACACAGUCACAUCCCACCAAACACACGUUUACAGAAAGUUUGCUGAAUUCUUUUUCUUCUGUCCGUUUUCAUGUAUAGUAAACUGGACAUUUUUUAAAUCGUGCAUUUAACGUCAGGGUUUGGA